UGAAGUGCUGGAAAUGGCAUCUGAUUCCAUUUUCUUUCUAUACGAGCACCAUUUGUUUUCCACUCUAUAAACUAAUCUUCUUUGUUUAAUCCAAAUUCAGCAUCUUGUCUUCCAACUUCGGCUGGUUCAUAUGGAUCAGUCAAGCAGUAAGAAAAAAAUGAGUUUGAUGGUAGGACCAUGGGGAGGAAAUGGUGGAACUGCUUGGGACGAUGGAAUUUAUCACGGCGUAAGAGAAAUCACACUCGUUUACGAUCGCUGCAUCGACUCAAUCAAAGUGAUUUACGAUAAGAACGAUAAGCCUGUUGCGGUAGAGAAACACGGCGGUGUAGGAGGAAGCAAGACAGCUGAGAUUAAGCUGAAAUUCCCAGAAGAAUUCUUAGUCAGUGUAACUGGUCACUACUGUCCUGUGGUUCAUGGUGGUAGCCCUGUGAUUCGAUCGCUCACGUUUAAGAGUAACCAAAGAACAUUCGGUCCGUAUGGAGUCGAAGAAGGAACGCCCUUCUCUUUCUCUGUAGAGGGAGGACGAAUCGCGGGGUUCAAUGGGAGAAGUGGAUGGUACCUUGAUUCGGUCGGAUUCCGUCUGUCUCGUGUUCAGUCUCCUAAACUCUUUCAGAAGGUGCAGAAAGGAUUUCAAAGGCUUACAAGUAGUGUCUCAAAAGCCUCUGCCUAGCCUUGAGGAUUGUCAAAUGUCCCCUUCCCUUUAACGCGCAGUCAAAAGUUCAGACUACCUUAUAUAUGUGAAUAUACAC
This is a messenger RNA of Hibiscus syriacus, 749 nucleotides long. Its product is annotated as jacalin-related lectin 19-like. The transcript has 3 exons. Gene Ontology annotation, molecular function: carbohydrate binding. Bases 131 to 670 code for a protein of 179 amino acids. NCBI's taxonomy places the organism in Eukaryota, Viridiplantae, Streptophyta, Magnoliopsida, Malvales, Malvaceae. The record is from RefSeq and is a predicted model, not a curated record.